This is a messenger RNA of Marmota monax (woodchuck), 4182 nucleotides long. RefSeq names its product pogo transposable element derived with KRAB domain (gene Pogk). Gene Ontology annotation, biological process: regulation of DNA-templated transcription. Bases 291 to 2189 code for a protein of 632 amino acids. Gene Ontology annotation, molecular function: DNA binding. Gene Ontology annotation, cellular component: nucleus. The transcript has 6 exons. Lineage: Eukaryota; Metazoa; Chordata; Mammalia; Rodentia; Sciuridae. The record is from RefSeq and is a predicted model, not a curated record.
GAACUCCGGAAGGACCCUUUCUUUGGAAGGCUGGGCGGAGGUGGCCCGCGAUGCACACUCACUGCACGCCAGGAAUUGCCCGCGCCCCUAGAGGGCAGAGCGGGCGCUUUGUACCGGCCCGCCAGCCGGACCGGGGCGGGUGGGCCCAGCGGAGCCCUGCGCCCUCCUGGGCGUCCAGGCGUCCCCCUCACUGUGUAUCACCGACUCUCCGGAUUGCAGAGUCCCUUAAAGCAGAAUGACUGUUUUCUGAACUGGCUCUUGGACGGAACCUUGGAAAUUGGAAAGUCCAGAUGAUGGGUAUUCUGGGCCAACCAUCCUUCUUUCUUAACUGGUCUCUGGUACACGCGCGUGCGCGCACACACACACACACGCGCACAUACACACCAGAUAUGGAGUCCACCACCUACCCUCUCAAUGUGACCCUGAAAGAAGAGCAAGAGGAAGAAGAGAUCCAGAGCCGGGAACUGGAGGAUGUCCCCACAGACAUGCAGAGAGUGAGAAUCUGCUCAGAGGGUGCAUGGGUACCAGCCCUGUUUGAUGAGGUGGCCAUAUAUUUUUCCGAUGAGGAGUGGGAAGUUUUGACGGAGCAACAAAAGGCCCUGUACCGGGAAGUCAUGAGGAUGAAUUAUGAAACCGUCCUGUCCCUGGAAUUCCCAUUCCCUAAGCCAGACAUGAUCACUCGGUUGGAAGGGGAAGAGGAGUCCCAUAACUCUGAUGAGUGGCAGCUCCAAAGAGGAACCUCCACAGAAAACGAGGAGUCCGACGUGAAGCCUCCAUACUGGGCAGGCCCAGCGAACCCCCACGCACAGUUUCCUCAGCCCCAGCACCUGGACGGCCUAGGCCUGGCCGAGCUGCCCGAGUGGAGCGAGGGGUACCCCUUCUACAUGGCCAUGGGCUUCCCGGGGUGUGACCUGUCUGCCGAGGACCUGGCGGGGAGGUUCCAGUUUAGCCGGGGCAUGCGUCGCAGCUACGACGCGGGCUUCAAGCUGAUGGUGGUGGAGUACGCCGAGGGCACCAACAACUGCCAGGCAGCCAAGCAGUUCGGGGUGCUCGAGAAGAACGUGCGGGACUGGCGCAAGGUCAAGCCGCAGCUCCAGAACGCGCACGCCAUGCGGCGGGCCUUCCGCGGCCCCAAGAACGGGAGGUUCGCCCUCGUGGACCAGCGCGUGGCCGAGUAUGUGCGGUACAUGCAGGCCAAGGGGGACCCCAUCACCAGGGAGGCCAUGCAGCUGAAGGCGCUGGAGAUCGCCCAGGAGAUGAAUAUCCCCGAGAAGGGCUUCAAGGCGAGCCUGGGCUGGUGCCGGAGGAUGAUGAGAAGGUACGACUUGUCCCUGCGGCACAAGGUGCCCGUGCCCCAGCAUCUGCCCGAGGACCUGACCGAGAAACUGGUCACCUACCAGCGCAGUGUGCUGGCCCUGCGCAGGGCGCACGACUACCACGUGGCGCAGAUGGGCAACGCGGACGAGACGCCCAUCUGCUUGGAGGUGCCGUCCAGGGUGACCGUCGACAACCAGGGUGAGAAGCCUGUCCUGGUGAAGACGCCGGGCAGGGAGAAGCUCAAGAUCACGGCCAUGCUGGGCGUCCUGGCCGAUGGGCGGAAACUGCCGCCCUACAUCAUCCUGAGGGGCACGUACAUCCCGCCGGGGAAGUUCCCCAGCGGCAUGGAGAUCCGCUGCCACCGCUAUGGGUGGAUGACGGAGGACCUGAUGCAGGACUGGUUGGAGGUGGUGUGGCGGCGGCGGACCGGGGCCCUGCCCAAGCAGCGGGGCAUGCUGAUCCUGAACGGCUUCCGCGGCCACGCCACCGACUCAGUGAAGAGCUCCAUGGAGAGCAUGAACACCGACAUGGUGAUCAUCCCCGGGGGCCUGACCUCGCAGCUGCAGGUGCUGGACGUGGUGGUCUACAAGCCGCUGAACGACAGCGUGCGCGCCCAGUACUCCAACUGGCUUCUGGCUGGGAACCUGGCCCUGAGCCCCACCGGCAAUGCCAAGAAGCCGCCCCUGGGCCUCUUCCUGGAGUGGGUCAUGGUCGCCUGGAAUAGCAUCUCCAGCGAAUCCAUUGUCCAGGGGUUCAAGAAGUGCCACAUCUCCAGCAACCUGGAGGAGGAAGACAAUGUCUUGUGGGAAGUGGAGAGUGAGCUACAGGGAGGAGGUGAACCCCCUGUGGAGAGCAUGGCGGAGAGCAACUGAGGGGCCAGCUCCUUGGUGGCUGGUCGGAAUAACAUCGGGGGGCAUUUUCAGUUUUCCGAGUGUUCCCCCCCCCAGGGCCUCGAUCAGGAACUGCCAGGAAGGGAAGAAAGCUGACUACCCUGCAGCUGUGAGCACGGGCACCUCCGCACACCUCAGCCUGGGCUUUCUUGCCACAGACGCAGCUGUCUGGCUGCUCAGGCGGCAGGGGAGGAGACGGACAUGAAACUAAUGGAAUUGCUAUUUUUGUUAAGAUAUCCAGAAAUCCAAAGGUUAAUUCACAUUUAGUUCUGUGUUUUCCAGCAAAUGGCACUGACGGCAACAGAGGGGGGAAAUGACUCCCGAACGCAGUGGAUGCACAGGGAGCAGUAGGAAGAGGUGACAGGGCUCUCAACAGCCCAGUUCAGGACAGCGGACAGUGUCCAUCCUGGGACACGCCCUGCCUGCCCCUUGAAGUGUCCACAGCCAAGGAGAAGACCCUUCAUUUCAUCAGCAACAAGAUUAAGAAAGAACCCUUCUGCCCAUUUCUUGGAGAUUAUCUGCCUCUCCAUCAAAAGGAGCCUGUAAGUAGGCGAGGGCAAGGUGCUCCUGGGGAGCAGGACCCCACACCAUGGAGACCCAGCAUGUGGGCACAGCUCUGGCGCUGUGAAGAAGCUUUCUGCAGAGAAGACCUCGAGUCAGUGUGUGUCUUGCCUUGAGAAUGCUUCCAGAAGCACAGCCCAUGCCCACAGGGUCACAGGUUUUGUAGAAGGGCAUCACAAGCCCCUUAGGGAAAAUGAGAUACUGAUGCUAACAGCAAAAUGAAGACACCCUGGCCUGGUGCCAGCAGGUGGCUUUUCUGAAGACAAACUAGGUUAGUAUGGAAGACAUGGUUAAAGUAAACAUGCUGUUCUAUCUUCCCAGUCUGGAUGGCAGCUAGACUUGUGGGGUCUUGUCUGAUGGGCCUGCCUCUUCACUGUCCUGCUUAAUGGUGAAGGCAGCACUUGGUGCAUGAGCUUCUGCCCUCGGGCCACCUGCAGACCCCCGUGAGGGGUCUGCUGUCCACAAGGUACAAGGCCCGCAGACUCAUCUGGUACUUUUUAAUGUUCUUGUAACAAGGGCUGUGGGAGGGCACAGGCCUCUACCACAGCUGUUUGGAGACUUGGGAUCAUCCAUCCUGCAAGGUCAGCUGGAAGGUCGUUGGGUUUUUACACAGUGGUCACUUACAUUCCCACCAAGUCGAGUGUUUCGAAGACAUUCCUUCAAACCCAUCUGAGCUACAGAACCUCAGAAGAAGCCAUCAGUAGGAGCCGUCAUUCCUGGGUCGGGCCUGCUCACUGGCUGCUGCCGUCACUCCUACAGACGCAGCUCGCAGCCGUCUUACAAGCUUUUCUUGGCAUCUUGAAACGCCUAUUUCUACUCAGGUACUCCUCUUCCUUUAGUGAUUCACCUUUCUGAUCUUUUUAAACCAGUCUCCCCAUAGGAGGAAAACUCCACUUCUAAUAUCCAAAUAACUUUCACUAUCUGAAUUGUUCCCCCAUUUGCUUUAUAUUCUGUAUUCUUGCACAUCCAAAAAUGACACCCAGAACCUGUUACUUUUCAUUCCAGAAGCUUCCAUUCCUUCCUUAAUUUUUUCUCCAGUGGCCCAGUUCCUGGCCCUUCUCCAUGUUCUAUUUCUCUUGCUUUGGAAGCUUAAAAGAUGCUAUAGGACCUAAUUUUAGGUUCCUAUGUGGGAGCCAGUUACCUUGCCGAGAUAACAGAAAUGGUUCGACUCAUCUUGACCCGUACCUCACGUUUCCUCGCCAGCAGAGAUGAUGCCUUACAGGCUGCGCAGCACUGGAGCGUUCCUGGAGGGACGGCACUGCCGCCACGGUCUCCUGGGCUUCCUUCCACGGUCUGUGCCUAACAGCCCCAGUACAGCCGUUCUGCAGAAUGACUAUAGCACACUUGGACAUAGUGUACUCCCUGGUAGAUAGAUAGGAAGUGACCCCAACAAUAAACUUUGAUAAUAAAGUCA